GGCGUCACUGACGUCAGGCUGGCGUUUUCGUUGCAGCAGCUUGUGGAUAAUCUAAAGAUUAAAGCUCAGCUCAGAGACAGGAGCGCUGGGAAUUCUCCCUUGUAGUUGUAGCACUGCUUGGGGCUGCUGGUUAGUCCACGACUCAGAGCGACAAUGAUGAACUUCACUUUAAGGAAUCUUCUCGGGCGCUCGAUUUCUCUGAGCAACAAGUACUCUGUGCGCUCAUUCCGAUGUGGACAAGUUAUGCUGAGUGCUACUUCUCUAAAAGGACGUCACCUGUUAACACUCAAGGAUUUUAACGGUGAAGAAAUAAAGCAACUCUUGUGGACAUCAGCUGAUUUGAAAUUAAGAAUUAAAGAGAAAGGCGAGAUGCUCCCUUUACUUCAAGGGAAAUCUAUUGCCAUGAUAUUUGAAAAAAGAAGCACGAGAACAAGAAUUUCCACAGAAACAGGAUUUGCAUUGCUGGGAGGACACCCAUGCUUCCUCACUACACAAGAUAUUCAUCUAGGAAUAAAUGAGAGUCGUAAAGACACAGCAAGGGUGUUGUCUGGAAUGACUGACCUGAUUCUGGCCCGCGUUUACAAACACUCUGAACUCCAGCAGUUAGCAGAAGAUGGCUCAAUCCCUGUGAUUAAUGGGUUGUCGGAACUCUAUCAUCCUAUCCAGAUCCUGGCUGAUUAUCUUACUCUUCAGGAACAUUUUGGCUCAUUGACUGGCUUGACUGUGACUUGGAUAGGAGAUGGAAAUAAUGUGUUACACUCUUUCUUGUUGAGCGCUCCUAAACUUGGAAUGCAUCUUCGUGUUGCCACACCUAAGGGCUUUGAACCUGAUGCUACGGUUUCUCAGUUUGCCAAGUCAUUGUCAGAAAAGUGUGGAACCAAAAUGUUUUUCACUAAUGAUCCCCUGGAAGCAGCUAGUGGAGCUAAUGUUCUGGUAACAGAUACUUGGAUCAGCAUGGGACAAGAAGAGGAGAAAGCAGAGAGACUGAAAGCAUUUCAUGGUUAUCAAAUCACCAUGAAGACUGGACAGUAUGCUGCACCUAAUUGGGUGUUCCUGCAUUGUUUGCCACGAAAACCAGAAGAAGUUGAUGAUGAAGUAUUUUAUGCCACAAACUCUCUGGUCUUCCAAGAAGCUGAAAAUAGAAAAUGGACAAUUAUGGGUGCAAUGGUAAGCAUGCUAACGGAUUAUACGCCAAAGAGCUCCAAGCCAAAAUUCUGAAUCCUUUCAUCCAGCCAAUGUCAAGAUGCAAUGAAAGGAUAAUACGAAAAGCUUCCAGAAAUGUUUUAACUCAACAAUUUGUUUUUCUAUAAUUGUAUUACAACAUUUCACUACACAAUGAUGACGGCAUGGCUAAUUAGCAGUAAUCAAGAAGAAAUUAAUAGUUCACAAGAGACCCUUUUGAUCGAUGAAGAAAUACAAAUAUGAUGUCCAAGCAUCUCAUGUUAUCAGUCUACAUCCUGUCCUACUCAACAUCCACAAUACAAGCCUAAAGAUAAUAAAAAAAGCCAGUGAACAUGUAACUGUACAAUUCUUUGACCUAGUUAUGUAUAUUUUGUCAGCAUGUAUUGUUUAGAGUAGAGAAACAUUUAGUGAACCAUCUCAUCAUCUCAUUGAGAUACAGUCAGUUAAAUCUGUUAAGGGAUACUGUCUAAGGAUAUGGGCCACGCCACUCACGAAUGAGAAUGGGGAACAAUUUACCCAGAGAGUGAUGAGAUUGUGGAAAUUUAUGCUGCAAAAAAACGGUUGAAGCCAAAAUAUUUGAUGUUUCCAAGAAGGAGUUAGAUAUAGUUCUGAGGUCAAAAAGGAUUAAAGGGUAUAGGGAUAUAAAAUGGAAACAAGCUGCUGAGUUAGAUUAUCAUGUCAUGAUCAUUUUAUUCACAUUUAUUCAUGAGAAUUAUUAAUUAGAAGCAGAAUGGAAAUGUAUAUUUUAUGUAUGACAUUCUCUCUGAUAGCAUGACUUUACAGUCAGUAUCAGUCAAUAGAGUCAGCAUUAGUUACAUUCACAUGGAUCCACAGGGGUGAAUUUUCCAAUUGCAAGUUCUUAGCAGGGAGCCUUGCCCACUCAAGUCAUCCAUACUAAAAUGGUGUGCAACAUCCAUGGUUUUCCAUUCACUAAUGUUAAUGGAUUGAAAAGAUGUACAAUUUCCAAAGGCUGGGAAAGUGUAAUCAUAAAAUCCACCAUGUCUAUUUCUCAAAAGUAAUUAAAAAAGAACUAACCUUACAUUGUCAGCCACUGAUUCACCAUGUUGUUCAACCUGCUUGUGGUGUCUUGGAUGUUAACUGCUAAAGUACUGGCUCAAAAGCUUUCUAUUCAUCUUUUGGGAUUCAGGUUUUCGUAACUAUCAUUUUUUCACUUUUGGCACUUUGAUGGACUGUAUUAUUUUGCUGAAUGUCUAAGGAUCUAGAACAUUGCAUUCAUCAUAUUAGGUAAUGGCUGAUUGUAUUGUGUUUCUACCAUUUGAUAUGAUGAUUCUGGACAAGAAUUCAAAAGUAUCAAAUAGAACAUUCUAAGACAUGUCUGUUCCAAUUGUUAAUUCAUAAAAAUAGCAAGCAAUUCUGGUCAUGGAUAACAAGGUGUAGAGCUGGAUGAACACUGCAGGCCAAGCAGCAUCAGAGGAGCAGGAAAGCUGAUGUUUUGGGCCUGGACACUUAUUCAGAAAAAUUUUCUGAAGAAGGGUUAAUGCCCAAAACGUCAGCUUACUUGCUCCUCUAAUGCUGCUUGGCCUGCUACGUUCAUCCAGCUCUGCACCUUGUUAUCACAGAUUCUCUAGCAUCUGUAGUUCCUACUAUCUCUAAAGCAAUUCUGAUCAGCUUUAAUUAAACAAUAGAAACAACUUGCAUUGUCUAAGUGCUUUGCUGGGUAAUGAAUGAUGAGUGGGUAAAAGAAGAGCCUAUUGGACGGCUUAGUAGAAAGCCGUGCUUGGCCAUGCUUCUGGAGGGAACUGGCAAGGCAGGACCAUUGUGGUUGAAGAUGUAGCUAGCAACAAUGAACUGGAAGGAUCAGCUAAUGAAAAAUAUACUGGGGUCAAGACAGCAUAGGUUUUGUGCAAGAGCAUGGACUUGAUGAGAUUGCUGAAGUAGAGAUAUUCUUUGCAACUGCACUAAGGUGAACAGAGGGAUGUCCUAAUCUUUAUUGUUGCUGGAGAUAAGGUAUGAGUGUAGGUUAAACCUCUGGUAUACAGGUUGUCAAGACAGACCGCCAUGGUUUGGAUUUUUCAGCUUCCAGCAGAAGGGUUUUAUUUGGUCUGUCUAGAAUCACAUUUAAUCCUGCACACAUCCUCCACUCUUCAGACCCAAGAUUAGUUCUCAGUCCCCAUUCCUAUGCCUCAUCAGCAAUAACACUUCCUUGCUGAUACACAUUUUCUCUGUUAACUUUUACUAUGAACAGCCCUUUUAAGACCUCACCCUUUGGCCAUGUAGAAAUAUGUUAUGGGAUGGAAGAGCACUGGCCUACAUUGGAAGGGGAGCACAUUGCAGUACAUACUUGUAUGUGGAUUAAUCAGGUGAUGAUAGGUUAAACUAGUGUGCAACAUUUGACUGAGAGAUUCAGAACAUCAACAUGGCUAUUUUCCUAUACCAGCUUGUCAUAUAUUACCAGAGUUCAGUAUCUAUCAAUACUGGAUUUGUUUUCCCUGUUAUUCUUAACAUGAUGAGGGUGCGCUGGCAAGGCAACAUUUAUUGCCCAUACCUAAUUGCUCAGAGGUUGGUUCAGAGUUAAACUCAUUGUGGGUCUAGAGUCACAUGUAGAUCUGAUCAGCUAAGGAUGACAUUUUCCUUCCCUAAAGGACGUUAGUGAACCAGAUGUGUUUUUCCAACAAUCAAUUCAUGGUCAUUAUUAGAUUCUUAAUUCCAGAUAUUUAUUGAAUUCAAAUUUCACUAUCUGCCAUGGUGGGAUUCAAACCUGGGUCCCCAGCACGUUAUCUGGGUCUCUGGAUUAACAGUCCUGCACUAAUACCACUUGGCCAUCAUGUCCCUGUCUCAGAAGGCUGUACCCAGACCUAUGUUAAGAAUUUCGGGAUACUUCAGUUCUUUUUGAAGGCCCUGAUUCUUAACUGCUAACAUUUCUGUUCUUGUAUGGUUGUAUGCAUGCAAUGCUGAAGAAGAUGGUAAUAGUACACUCAUAUUUUAUGGUGAGUUGUUUUGCUCAAGCCAAGAAUUUGGUACUGCAUUAUGCCUAUCAAGAGUUAAACACUGGAAUUUUUGUUUAAACUUCAGGCUUGUUGGAUUGUGACAAUUCACUUUGGGAAAUACAAAUUGUCUCCACACAUUGCAAAGGGAGAUCUGAGCUAAUUCGACCUGGCAGGCCAAUACCAGAAUGUUGUGCUUCUCUGGUAUCGCAGGACACUGUUUAGGAUGAUGCUCAAUUACCUAGGAAGUGUUGUCUCAAAGAGACAGAGGAAAAUACCAGAUGAAUAAUUAGAAUGUCAUUUUAUUCAUCUGUGAAGGAGGAUUGGAGUUGAUGAAUCUGAAGAAUGGAUAAGUGUAAAAUGCUAUCUUACAAUAAUGUGAAAGUCAAAAAGAAGAUAAAUAAAUGGAAAAACAAGACUGCAGUAGAUUAUUUCUGUCAUUUGUAAAUAUCCAUCAAUACUGGUGAAUUCUUCAUCUAAAAAGGAUAUUCCAAAAUCCAUAGGAGCCUGAAGGCAAAUUUGAAGUAAUGUUGCAAUGAAUUGGAUGAGUCAACAUUUUUUGUAAGCAUACAUACACCUGGAACAAUUCUGAUGAAGAACUUUCACUCAAUAAAAUUUCAAGGUGCUUUCA
This is a messenger RNA of Stegostoma tigrinum, 4758 nucleotides long. RefSeq names its product ornithine transcarbamylase (gene otc). Gene Ontology annotation, molecular function: ornithine carbamoyltransferase activity; amino acid binding. The transcript is spliced from 10 exons. Gene Ontology annotation, biological process: L-citrulline biosynthetic process. NCBI's taxonomy places the organism in Eukaryota, Metazoa, Chordata, Chondrichthyes, Orectolobiformes, Stegostomatidae. Bases 154 to 1218 code for a protein of 354 amino acids. Gene Ontology annotation, cellular component: mitochondrion. The record is from RefSeq and is a predicted model, not a curated record.